Serendipita indica DSM 11827 is the source of this 834-nucleotide messenger RNA. Lineage: Eukaryota; Fungi; Basidiomycota; Agaricomycetes; Sebacinales; Serendipitaceae. The record is from the annotation of a GenBank genome assembly.
AUGGAUGGGCAUGUACGACUGGACAUAGCAAUCGACUCUCAGUCCUCGCAUUAUCUUUUUGCCGCGGGUUAUGCCAUUCUUAUUUAUGACUAUCUUCUCACUCUCACCGAUGGUGGGUGUAUUGCUCAUGAGUGCAUCUAUCUCUAUGCUGAUAUCAUAUUACCCCUAGAGAUAACAUAUAUAUGGCCAUUUGGACUAUCACUACCUACAUCUCUAUUUCUUAUCGUCCGUUACCUGCCAUUUCCAUGGGCGGCAUUAGGCAUCUACCACAUGUCUCAUGAAACGGGAAUCGUGCUACUUGCACAAGCCUUGACGUACAUAGCAGCGACAUGGCUACUCACUAUCCGAGUACUAGUACUCUACCCGGGCCGAGCAUGGCUCCGUUACUUUGUCUAUUGUUCCUUGAUUGGAACGCACAUCGUCACGAUUGUUAUCGGAGCCUUGUCAUUCGUGCGAAUAUGGCCUGCUCUCAGUACCAAUUUUUGCUAUUCUGGACGGUCGCAACAGUUACUAGGGGUCGCACUUUUAGCUCUGGUUCCUCUGGAGACGCUCUUGGUCGUCCUUCAGCUCCAUCAUAACAUACUCCUACGCAAAGCCUGUAGGCAGGCUGCAGAGAUUGCCACCAAUCUCCCAAUGCCGUACAUCGUUUUACCCUUGGUCGCAUCUGGAGAAUGGGCAGGGGGACGACGUAUGCGCUCGCUCUCGCUAUUACAUGCCAUCUAUAUGAGUGGCUCCAGUUACUUUGUCAUCAUUCUCUCCGUGCGACUCAUUACCGGCACAAUCGCAAGUUACCAGUCUGUCGCCAUCUCCAUUACGCUGACUGGAAUCACCUAG